ACAUUUUUGUUUAUAAUAUAACGAAAUCUUAAGAAAAAUUAACCAGUAAAAACUUAUUUUCUUCUUAAUACAAAAUAAAAAUGGAUUGGGUCAUCGGAAAAGAAUGGAAAGAUAUAAAUAAAGGCCUAUCCAAGAAAGUUCUCGCUUUAAAGUUUGAAAAAAUACUAAAACCCACGAUAUUAUCGGUAUGUCGGGUAGAAAUAGUUAAGAUCUCAAACCUCCAGGACCGUCCAAGUUUCUAUUUACGACGAGAAAAUGAAUUCGAACUUGAUAUGGGAUCAGCAGUUACACCCCUUGAUUGCUAUAUUGAAAUUUUGGUGCAAAAUAUGUUACUUGGAGAGACAAGCCAUUGUCAAAUCAAAACAAAAAAAGGCGAACCAAUUCACUUUGACAUUACACUCAGUGCUAUUUCAACCACAAAGUAUCUAUUCCAGCUUGAUGUAAAGGAAAUCUAUGAUUUGGCACAAAAAUAUCGUUCCAAUGGAGUAGAAAUGUUCAAGACUUAUCCUAAAUUUGCUCAUGAAUACUUUACAAGAGCUGCAAAAAUCUUAACAUCAUUCAAGCCAUUUGAUGUGCUAACAAAAGAGGCAAAUGGUAUUGAUGGAGCUGAAAUGAAAGCUCUUCUACAAAUCUUACAGACGAAUAUAGCUGCAUGCUUGUUGCAAGAUCAACGUUAUGAAGACGUCUUAUUUUUGACUGAAUUUACUAAUUCCAUGUCCGCAGAUGAGGUUAAGAAUGUGGAAAAGGCACUUUACCGGCGAGCUGUUGCAUUUUAUAAUUUAAAAGCUUACCACCUAGUUAUUCAAACAUUAGAGAAAGUCGAUAAUGUUCGAGAUAAAAAGGAAUUUUUUUCAUUGUACAAUCGUACAAAACAAAAUUGGAAACGAGACGAGGAUCAAUACAAAACCAUAGUUCAGCGAAUGUUUAACUAGACUUUAAGUAAUGUUUUAUUAUAAUUAAAUGUAAAUAAAUAUUUGUUCAAAUCAAA
Eupeodes corollae is the source of this 988-nucleotide messenger RNA. RefSeq lists its product as uncharacterized. Bases 81 to 932 code for a protein of 283 amino acids. Lineage: Eukaryota; Metazoa; Arthropoda; Insecta; Diptera; Syrphidae. Gene Ontology annotation, molecular function: protein binding. The record is from RefSeq and is a predicted model, not a curated record. The transcript has a single exon.